This is a messenger RNA of Enterobius vermicularis (human pinworm), 834 nucleotides long. The record is from the annotation of a GenBank genome assembly. Lineage: Eukaryota; Metazoa; Nematoda; Chromadorea; Rhabditida; Oxyuridae.
AUGAAUGAUCUGGUUCUUGCAGGAAAAGUUGACUUCCGUCAAAAGUCCUUCUUCAGACAGUAUCCCCUUCAAGUCGGUAAUGUCACUUUCUUCGUCAAUCCACAUGUUCUUUCACAGGCUUCACCAGUUUUUGAGGUAAUGACGCUAGAUGAGAAUUUUGUUGAAAAGCGGAACUUAAAGGCGUGUUUAAAGGACGAAAAUCCCGAAGAUAUUGAAACUUUUUUAGAGGCAGUUUGUCCUACUUAUUAUGGAGUUUAUCCUGAAACUGUGAAUGAAACAACCUUCCCAGUCUUGGCUCGAUUAGCGGACAAAUUUUUAGUUGAUGGCUUGAAGUGUGGUUGCGAAGAGUUUAUUCUGCAGUGCCACUUCAGCAGGCUAUCCGCAAAUGCGUUAAUGAAGAUGUUGAUCGCAUGCUGCUUGUUCAAUUUCCGAAGCGAGUUCAAGAAGUUUUUGCUCAAGCAGUUGCUGAAGAUAAAAAGGCACAAUUUUUUGAUAGACGAUGAACUCAAACAGUUUGCUGUUGGACGGAUUGUUUGUCGCGAAAUAGUGUCGUACGUCUUUCCUUUUUUUCCUCUUUCGUUACCAGUUUUACCAGUCGAAACUCACCUUAAUCUCUCUCUCUCUAAGCUUUUUACAGGCGGCCAUAUCCGAAGCAUUUUGUCGUUUUCUGCGAAAAUUCAAAUAGAUGUCAAGUUUGUAGAACAGUGUUCAGCCUUGCCCUCUUUCGCUGUACAGUUUGCUUCACCAAGGUGUGCCUUCAGUGUUCUAAUUCCGUAUGCUUUCGAAGUCUCCGAUUCCGGAUUUACUAACCCUUAUGACUUGUACAACCGUUAA